Synchytrium microbalum is the source of this 228-nucleotide messenger RNA. RefSeq lists its product as uncharacterized. The record is from RefSeq and is a predicted model, not a curated record. The transcript has 3 exons. Lineage: Eukaryota; Fungi; Chytridiomycota; Chytridiomycetes; Synchytriales; Synchytriaceae. Bases 1 to 228 code for a protein of 75 amino acids.
AUGGCCAUCGGGCAACAAGAGAGCACUCAGCCUAGCAUAUAUUCUAACGUAUCACGAGUAGAAAAAGUGGAAUACGGCCAUGCUCUUGUGGCAGCCAGAGAUCUUGAGCCUGGUACAAUUGUAGAGAAAUUCGAAGGCCCAGAUGUCGUUUACGAGGAUUUGAGUGAUUAUGACAAGACUUAUGUUUUAAACUACCAGCCCAAGGGAUCCACGGAUUGGAAAUGGUAA